Molecule: messenger RNA, 1017 nt
Organism: Papaver somniferum (opium poppy)
Lineage: Eukaryota; Viridiplantae; Streptophyta; Magnoliopsida; Ranunculales; Papaveraceae
Exons: 4
Coding region: 93-692 (199 amino acids)
Source: RefSeq, a predicted model, not a curated record
AUUUGUGCGUUAAGAUGGGUUAUUGUCAAACCCUACAAAAUGGGCUAUUGGAUGAGAAGAAACAGUGAAAUUUUAAGGAGAAAGAAGGAGAGAUGAAGAAAAUAGUGGUAGUAGUUGAAGAAGUGGAAGCAGCUAGAGCUGCUCUUCAGUGGGCUCUUCAUAACUUGCUCAGCUAUGGUGAUCUGAUCAUUCUUCUUCAUGUCUUCCCAGUUACAAAACCAUCAUCAUCAGUAAACAAGAAACAGAAUAAUCACAACAGCAUCACCAACAACAGAAAACGGGCUUUGAGAUUGAAAGGAUUUGAAUCAGCCCUUUCUUUCAAAGGCCUUUGUGAUAGUUUCCUUAGUGCAAAAGUUCAGAUUAUCGUCAAAGAAGGUGAUCAAGAUGGUAUUACAAUAGCAGCGAUGGUGCGUGAAAUCGAUGCUUCCGCUUUGGUUGCAGGACUCCAUGAUGAAAGCUUUCUUUACAAGAUGGCCAUGGCUAACACCAUCAUAAAUUGCAGAAUCCUCGCCAUUAAAGAACCAACUGUUACAAAGACAAACACUACGUCGAUAUUACGAAAUAAUUCUACAAAUUUUGAUUUUUCGCAAAUCGAGAUUACUAGAUUAGGUGUUUCUCCAAUUCGUCUGCCAAAAAUUCCUUACCAAAUUUUACCGAGCCCUUUUAGGAUCAUAUGGAGAUCAAAGAGAUGAAGAGGGAGACAAAAUGCCGUAUAACAAAAAGUCAAACAAUUUUGUCCAUUGGAUUUGUUCAUAAUGGUACUACCUGUCAGCUUUCACAAUUCACACGACGAGGCACACAAGUUCCAUGUUCGAUGAGAAGGUCCACUAAUGUAUUUGUGUAAAUUUGUGAAACGGUGCAUAAAUCAACAAGAAAAUAAAAUAAAAAGAAAAGAGGCAAUUUCCUUGCGUGAUUUUUGGGCCGACCGAGAGGGAAGACCUUUAUAUGGCUUUUGUUUUUUGUUUUUUUUUUGGAAAUUGUAAGUCAUCAAUUGACACAAAAAGAUUGGAUUUGGUA